AUGUCAUGGGACUCAAUCGAGUCGCGUGACUUCCUCGGCGGGGUGCCGGCGCACCAGCUGUCGGCCACGCGACUGCUCAGCUCCCCUGAUACCUCGCGUCAUCAUCUCGAUGAACAGCCUGAAGUAUACCCAUUCUCUGAAGAAUACAAUGGCGGCGCUGAGCUACGCAACGGAGCCCUACGGUGGGGCUCCCGCUUCGGGCCGGCGCACCGCCCGCCCACCGCCGGUCUACUGGACUGCUUCAGAGCGUGCCGCUCAAGACUUGACCAGUACUUAGCUAGGAGAAAGAUUGAGCGCGGCGUACGCCUCUAUGGUCAGAACGAACAGCGGCUGGCCGUCAAAGUAUGGCUGUCGGCGCUCCGGGGCGUCCGCCAUCGCAGCGACAAGUUUGCGCUGUUGGGGCAUCUCUAUCAGGCUUACAUGGACUUUGGAAAAUACAGGGAAUCGCUGGAGUUCGCCAACCGACAACUAGGAAUUUCCGAAGAACUGGACUCGGCUCCGAUGCGCGCGGAAGCCUACUUGAACUUGGCAAGGGCGCAUCAGACUCUUGGUGGGCUCGACAGGGCUCUCUCCUACGCUCGCCACGCGCUUUACAACGACUGCGGCGGAGGUACCACGGCGGGCUGCGUGCACCUAACUGUGGCUGCCGUCAGCUUGGAGUUGGGCGCCUUUUCGAAGGCCAUGGACGGGUUCCAGAAGGCGUUGGCUGUGGCACAGGCGCAGAAUGACAACACUUUGCUGUUGCAAGUAUACGUGGGUCUAUCAGAGCUCUGGCGCCGCCUCCGAGACGCCGAACGCGCGGUCGCCUGCGCAGCCCGCGCGUGCGACCUCGGCCGCGGCCCGCGCUCUACUGACCUCAACACCCGCCAUCACCGCACGGCGCUGCUGCAGAUGGCGGCGGCGCUGCGGGCGAGGGGGGAGCUGGGCGACGCGCAUGACUAUUGUAACGAGGCGCUUAGACUGGCAGCAGUGGCAGGAGACCAGGGUUGCUACGCGAGAGCCGUGAGGAUAGCAGGCGACGUGUACAGGAGGAAAUGUGAUGUGGGAAAAGCUCUAAGGCAUUACGAAGUAGCAAUGGGUGCUGGGCAGGCUCUCGGAGACAGGCUGGCUCAAAUGGAAGCCAUGGACGGAGCGGCGAGGUGUCUGGAAGCCCUUCGUCUGCAGGGCAGGAUCUGUAACUGCAGGCCAUUGGAGUUCAAUACGAGGCUGCUGGAGGUCGCCACUUCUGUUGGGGCUAAGAUGUUAGUCCGCCGAGUCCGUCUCCGCCUAGCAGAAAUCUACACAGCUCUAGGCGACAACAACGCGGCCGCCAGACAGAAACGAGCCGCGGCGGCGUGGGCUGCUCCCGCGUGCGCGCGCUGCCGCGAGCCGCUCGCCGAGCAACCGGAGCCGCUCGCCUCGCUGCCUUGCGCUCAUAUCGUGCACCACGCUUGUAUGCCCGAGUCAUGGUCCCGGCGUUCGACGCGUAGCCAGGGCGGGGCGGUGGGGGGGCUGCCCGAGUGCGCGGAGUGCGCCUCCCCCCGCGCGCCGCGAGCCCCCCCUCCCGCGCCUCCUGCGCCGCGUACGCUGCCUUCGCAGGACUUUCCAUUCGGCACACCGCCCACGCUUCGGGAUUCGGAUUUGAAUUCAGUAGUUUCAGACCACAGCAGCCAGCAAGCUACAUCAAGCGUUUAA
Amyelois transitella is the source of this 1674-nucleotide messenger RNA. Its product is annotated as 43 kDa receptor-associated protein of the synapse homolog. Lineage: Eukaryota; Metazoa; Arthropoda; Insecta; Lepidoptera; Pyralidae. Bases 1 to 1674 code for a protein of 557 amino acids. Gene Ontology annotation, molecular function: protein-membrane adaptor activity; acetylcholine receptor binding. Gene Ontology annotation, biological process: chemical synaptic transmission. The record is from RefSeq and is a predicted model, not a curated record. The transcript is spliced from 12 exons.